CUACCUUCCUUUGAACCUUUGAAGUACCUACCACUCUACGCUGUAUUUUUUUCAGAUGGGACAGUCUGUGCUGUGGUACAACUUAUUGGUACGUCCUCACGAUAUGUUAUUAAUCCUCGAUCAGUCGGGACAGCCGUACUACUUCACUAGUCGUACCAGCACUUCAUUUCGAUACGCAAGUGAUAUGAUAAGUAGCAACGAUUGAUUUUUCGUAGAAAAAAUUGUUCUUUCGGGAAUCACAAAGAAAAAUAUGAGAUAAGAGAUCGCGGAAUUGUUUACUAAAAACCAAAAAUUAACAAGAAAUUCAGAGUGUGUUACAGAUUAAGUCAAUUUUAUGUAAAAUGUAUAGUAAAACAUUAAUAUUUUUAUGUACUUUUUGUUGUAAUGUUUUGUUAAGUUUGAGUUUACCUCAAGAAACGAUACGGGUGAAUAGUGAUGUGGAGAAUUUUCAAAAUGCUGUUCAAAAACAGACAUUUAAUUCUGUACUCUUCUCCAUCGAAGAAAGACUAAGAAAUCUAGACAACAUCUACUCCAUGCAACUCUCAGAAACUCUGAAAACUAAACUGGAACAAUACCAUAGAAAACUGGAAAUUUUGGAUAAGAAAAUGAUCCAGUUAGAAUCCAUGAUUAUGCUGAAUCUGGACAAGAUUUCGGAAAAUAUCAGUACAAAAAACUACAGAGAUGACAUUGUGAAAACACAGAUUUACAGGAAAUUGGAUAAUAUGUACGAUGGAUUGAGCCACAGGAUGUCUUAUAUGGAUAAAAAGCACGAUAUGGCUUUGGAUAAGUUACAGAUUAAAACUGAUACAGUGAUGUCUCGUUUAGAAAAAAUGGAGGACAGCAUGAACCAAAAAUAUUCCGAUAUAGAAAACGAAUUUUCUGAUACCCAGAUAAUCAUUGAAGAGCUGAAAACAUCUCUAAUCAGUACAGAAGAAAACUAUCAAAAUUUAACAAGCGGUAUUUUACAUAAUACCAUACAAAAUGGUCUUGUAAUAAACUCAAUAAAUGAGACGGUAAAUGUUCUAUCUCAGGAAGUUCACUAUGUCAUUUCACCAAAAGUGGAAAAAAUUGAAAAUAAAACAGAGAAAAACCUGGAGAUUUCCUUGAACUCACAGACACUGCUUUAUGCCAUGAAAUCUGAACUUAAAGAAGACUACAACAAUUAUGCUAACAAAGUGGCCGAUAUGAACAUAGAAGCCUGGAAGAAGAACGACAUAAUAGAUAUCAAAAUAGAAACAAUAGAAAAAGGUAUAAAUCAAAUUAAAACAGAAGUCCAAAAUGGCGUUAGAUCACUUAUGCUUCAAAUCGGGAAAACUGGUGGAAAGGAAUCACUAAACAACGAAAAAUCUCUGGAAUCUUUGAGGAAAAGCUUAAAUUUAAGCAUGGAGAAGAUUUUGUCUAAUCAGGGACUAUUUUUGGAAAGUUGCCACAGAGUACAGAUGGACGAAUCGCAAAUUGAAUCAGAAAUAAGUGUGAUGCUUGAAAAAUUGAUUGAUAUGCUUGAAAAAAAAAUGACGACAGUAAUGAAAGACAUAAAAACCCUAGAAAAAUCCGUCAAAAAUCACGAUUCCAGAAUUAACAGGAACAUUUUACAGGCCAACACAAACGUGGUUUCUUUAUACGAAAAAAACACCAAAAAUAACGAAUUGGUAGAACACGAAUUAGAACGAGAUUAAAUUCUUUAUAAACUCAUUGUUUACUUUCGUUCAAGAUGUCCUGCCUAAGAGCAAAGAUGCUGAAAAUAAUAUUACAAAUAUUUCAGAACUGUUGUUUAACAUUACCCAAAAUUUGUACAAUCUGAAUUCAAAUGCCAUCAGUAAUUGGAACGAAUUAAAAACUAACUUUACAAUAUUUAAAAAAUCCUUAGAAAACAUGAAAAACAUUCUUAUAGACAGCAAAAACCAGAGUAUAUCUGUAUUAAAUCAAAACGAUGAUGUAAAGAAUAAUUGUACAGAAAAUUAUGGAAAUUUAAUUGAUAUAAGAGCUGGAAGUCCACUAUGUCAGAACAAUACAAAUGAAAAGACUUCAACAGAAAUACCAGAUGAUCUUAAGAAUGUAGUAUUAGAAAUAUUUGGUAGUCCAAAAUCAUUAAAUUCAACAAAUUCGAAUAUUAAGCCUGAUAAACCCAAGACAAAAAAAUCAAAAAAUAGGUGCAAACCAAAUCUGAUUGGUUUGAUAGAUAUCAGGGCUGAUUCCAGCAGUGAUAGUGAUAUUUUAUGCAAUAAUACUCGAAAAAAUAAAAGAACAAAGAAGAAAAAAGCUAAGUUAUCUGUAAAAUCAAGAUUUAAUGAUGAAGAUUCUGAUGAUGACUAUGUUUUAGAAGAUGAUGAGCUUGAAACAAGUACAGAAAUAACUACAGAAAGUACAACUAAUGCAGAUUUCAAAACAGAAACCACAACAUUAACUAAUUAAAGGAACUUUAAUUACUAACGUCACAAUUUACCAAAGACUAUUUGAUAAUGUAAUUUUUUUUAUAAAUAAACUGUCUUCAACUA
Sitophilus oryzae (rice weevil) is the source of this 2495-nucleotide messenger RNA. RefSeq lists its product as uncharacterized. NCBI's taxonomy places the organism in Eukaryota, Metazoa, Arthropoda, Insecta, Coleoptera, Curculionidae. The transcript is spliced from 8 exons. The record is from RefSeq and is a predicted model, not a curated record. The coding region runs from base 342 to 1676 and encodes 444 amino acids.